Daldinia loculata is the source of this 1488-nucleotide messenger RNA. Its product is annotated as cytochrome P450. Gene Ontology annotation, molecular function: oxidoreductase activity, acting on paired donors, with incorporation or reduction of molecular oxygen; monooxygenase activity; heme binding. The coding region runs from base 1 to 1488 and encodes 495 amino acids. The transcript has a single exon. The record is from RefSeq and is a predicted model, not a curated record. NCBI's taxonomy places the organism in Eukaryota, Fungi, Ascomycota, Sordariomycetes, Xylariales, Hypoxylaceae.
AUGAGUACGAUGAAUUUAGGGCUCAUUGCCUUAAUUAUAACACUGUUUAUUGCUAUCUACCGAUUGUAUUUUCAUCCCCUUAGCCAAAUCCCUGGACCGUUGUUAGGACGAGUAUCGUCCAUUUUCAUGUAUACAGUUACCUACAUGGGAAUCGAAGGUCGGGUCCUUCGUCACUACCACCAAAAGUACAAUACAACCGUGUUACGAAUAUCACCAAACGGCUUGUCCAUCUCCGAUAGUUCCAGCAUCCAUCCAAUUUACGUAGCUGGUGGUGGGUUCCUAAAAGAUGAUAGAUAUCAAAACUUCAAUCUCGGACCUAUCGUCUCUAUCUUCUCCGCGGUUGAUACAUCUUACCGCGAUGUGCGUGCGAAACCAGUAGCUCCUCUCUUCGCCCUUAGUCGGCUACGUUUAGCCUGUCAACCUAACGGCGUCAUCAACCAAUCUAUAGCUAGGUUCUUGAAGCGCCUUGAAGACUUCAAGGCAGCGGCAAUAAAGUUACGCGGCGCAAGGGUUGACAUUCUCGAUCUCUGCGCUCGUCUCUCCGUCGACGCGGUUAGCGGAUAUUUACUGGGCGAGCCCUACGGUGGGCUCACUGAAGACGAAAACCUUCCGAUAGAGGCCCGCCUAAACACACAUCUUAGCAUCAAUCCCUUCAUUUUCCAAAUUGUUGCGUUCGCACGCUUCUCGUUGUUGCCUCACUGGCUCUUCGGCAUUGUUUAUGCUGUCUCCAUGUAUAUCAGUUCGAACAAGGAGGCUUCUGAAUCUAUCAUCAAUCUAGACAGAUACGCAACCCGUCUUGUAACUCAGACCAUCAACGAGAAAAGCUCAGACUCUUAUCAGGCAAGGCUGCUGCAAGUUGGACUUCAUCCCACAGAAGUUAAAGAACAGUGUAAAGCUGUCAUAUUUGCCGGAGCAGACUCUACAGCAGUCAUGCUCGCGACUAUUAUCUUCCACUUGAUGAAGAGGCCCGACGUUCUACACACUUUGCAACGGGAAGUUAAAGGUGGUAUUGAUGACGUAUACCAGCUACCAUAUCUAAGGGCAGUUGUCAAGGAAGGAUUACGGCUAGGUAUGGCCAACCCUAGUCGCCUCACUCGUGUUGUACCUGCAGAUGGACUUGACGUCGGAGGUUUCCAUAUACCACCGGGUACUAUUGUGGGUGCAGCAGCCUCGGUGUUACAUUACAAUCCCGCAGUGUUUCCAGAUCCCCUUUCCUUCUACCCAGAACGAUGGCUUGAUGAGGGCCAAGACUCGGGAUUACGAAGACUGGGCAUGGAAAGGAGCCUGUUUAUGUUCGGCAUUGGAUCUAGAGCUUGCAUAGGGAAGAACCUUGCUCAACAAAUACUCUUACAGGCAGUGAAAGCGUUGGCUGAGAGCGAUGUUUUAGACUACUCUAAGACAUGCCAAGAAAACAUUGAGAUAAUCGAAUGGUUUAACGCCGAGAUAAAAGGGCACAAAUUAGAGAUAGAGUGGGAAGUUAGUCUAUAA